AUGCUGCUGUCCCGCGCGUGCGGCCGCUUGACGCACGGCACUGCCCACGUCCGCCGCUCGUCCCACUCGGUGCUGGGCGCUCUCGUGCCGAUGGUCCUCGAGCAGUCGCCCCGCGGCGAGCGCGUGUUUGACAUUUACUCGCGACUGCUCAAGGAGCGCAUUGUGUUUGUGCACGGGCCAAUCAACGACGACGUGGCGGCGGUCGUGACGGCGCAGCUGCUGUUCCUCGAGUCGGAGCACCCGGAGAAGGACGUGUUCAUGUACAUUAACAGUCCCGGGGGCAUCGUCACGUCGGGGUUGGCCAUCUACGACACGAUGCAGUACCUGCAGCCACAGGUGCACACGCUGUGCAUGGGACAGGCCGCCUCCAUGGGGUCAUUGCUGCUCGCUGGCGGCGCCCCUGGCUGUCGAUCGGCGCUACCGAACGCCCGUAUCAUGAUCCACCAGCCUUCUGGAGGCGCGCAGGGCAUGGCGAGCGACAUUGCGAUUCAGGCGGAGGAGAUCAUCAAGCUUCGCGCACGGUUGAACGGGUUGUAUGCGUGUCACACUGGCAAGCCCAUCAACGAGAUCGAGCAGGCAAUGGACCGCGACCUCUUCAUGGAUCCGCAAGAGGCACGAGAUUUCGGCAUCGUCGACUCGAUCGUUUCCAGUCGAAAACCGUCACAGUCGCUAAGCUGA
Messenger RNA from Hyaloperonospora brassicae, 678 nucleotides. The record is from the annotation of a GenBank genome assembly. NCBI's taxonomy places the organism in Eukaryota, Oomycota, Peronosporomycetes, Peronosporales, Peronosporaceae.